AUGAAGGAGGAUUUGAACUCGCCAUAUAUCCCGUCGGGACGGAGAAAUAAGCCCGAUGCGGUGGCUCCAAAUGCCAGGCUCGAGGCAGCUCAAGGGUGGAAGACAAUGAUUGACAGCGCCAAGGCGUUUUGUCGGGGAGAAGACGACGACGUGGAUCACACGGGACAGUACAGGUCGUUUGCGGCCUUGAUCAUUGGGACUCAAGGACUGACCGGUGUCGCGAGUCCUGAACUCGCUAGGGUUGCGCCUGCGUCGGGCAAGGAAGCCGAGACGAACAAGGGGAUGCGGAAAUUGUCCGAGUACAGCAAUCCUCGGGAUCACUAUACCAACACUGUCAAGGAGAUCAGCGACGACUUGAUACACGACGCGCAAGAGGAUGGAGCAAAGAUGACCAAGAAGCUACGUGCAAAGAUCACCCAAAAGGCUAUCCAGCAGGCGGAUGCUCAAGUGGGCGACAAGCCGAUGCGAGGAAAGCGGCGGCAGAAGGAGAUUCGUAUCUCGAGGCACCCGGCUGAGCUGGUACAGAGGCAGGACUUUAUCGUCAAUCUGGCCAAGGCCCUGAUCAAUUUCGGAGCACCCACGCACAGCGUCGAAAGCUGGCUGGAAGCGACGUCUGACGUGCUCGGUGUACAAUCCUCGUUCCUCUACCUGCCGGCCAUCCUCAUCCUCGCUUUCCGGGACGAUGAUGCAAGAUCAUCCGAUGUUCUGCUGCUUCGACCAGCCGGCGCACUCGAUCUUUACCGGCUAAGUCUGGUUCACAAGGUAUACCGGCUCGUCGUGCACGACGUAAUCUCGGUCAACAGCGGGGCGCGGGCAUUGAGGAGAAUCAUCAAGGAGAGCCGAUCUUAUCACUGGACUGUUCUAAUGACGGCCGGUUUCUUCAUUUCAACGUGUGGAUCGAUGGUGGCAUUCAACGGCAGUUUUGUGGACGGACUCGCAUCGGGCGCUGUUGGUCUCAUCCUAAACGGAGUCCUGAUCGGUUUACUCAGCCGACACAAGGUUAUGAGCAACAUCUUCGAACUCACCGCCGCUGGCUUGAUUGCCUUUGUCGCUCGAGGAUUGGGUGCCACCGGGUAUUUCUGUUACGCCAGCAUCGUCUCAUCGGCCAUCAUCAUCAUCUUGCCCGGUUGGGCGAUUUGCCUGGGUGCACUCGAGCUGGGUUCGCGGAACGUCGCAGCAGGAGCUAUCCGGAUCGUUUUCGCCAUCGUCUUCACCUUGUUCCUGUCAUUUGCCAUCUCGAUCGGGACUGAAAUUAUGGACUCGAUCGGGGUCAUGCAACCGAUGACGAGUCCUUCGGCAAGCGAUGGAACCUUGCUCAGCAACUGGAGCCUCUUUCUUACCGUACCUACGUUCGCGGUGGCGCUAGCCAUGUGGUUCAAGCAAGAUUGGAAGAGUCGGGACAUGCUUGUUAGCACAGGCGUAGCGAGUGCCGGGUUCUUGGUGAAUUAUUGGGUCAAGCCGCAAUUGCCGGAACGAAGCGAUAUUUCCUCGGCUGUGCAAGCAUUCACCGUUGGAAUACUGGGGAAUAUGUAUAGCCGGAUUGCUCGUGGUAGCGCUUUUCCUUCGAUGGUGGUCGGCAUCCUCCUAGCCGUUCCCAACGCAGUCGCAGCAGCAGGGGGUCUGGCACAGUCAAGUGACCAAGGGCAAGACAACGGGACGAGCCAGGCUGAGCUAAGCAAUACUGUCAUCAUCGCCAUCCGAAUGGCUGACGUUGUCUUCUCCUCGUUGAUGGACGCUUAUACAAUCAGGGUGCAAACAGCCAUCGGACUUGCCAUAGGCCUGUUCGCUGCGGCGGUGGUAAUCUAUCCAUUCGGGAAGAGAGGGUACAUUUUCGCCUUCUAA
Filobasidium floriforme is the source of this 1842-nucleotide messenger RNA. RefSeq names its product putative conjugation with cellular fusion-related protein. The coding region runs from base 1 to 1842 and encodes 613 amino acids. Lineage: Eukaryota; Fungi; Basidiomycota; Tremellomycetes; Filobasidiales; Filobasidiaceae. Gene Ontology annotation, molecular function: transmembrane transporter activity. Gene Ontology annotation, biological process: transmembrane transport. The transcript is spliced from 8 exons. The record is from RefSeq and is a predicted model, not a curated record.